AUGGCAGAGGAGGCCUGGAGGGGCCAGACUCCCCGGGUUGCCUGCAUUAGAAGGUUCAGCACCUCUGAACUUCCCCCCAACCCUGAGAAGGCAGAGAAGAAGAAGUCCACUUCAAAGGAAGCCAAGGUGAAGGAAAUAUUGAAAGUUGAAAAGGAAUUCAGCUUCCUCAUCAUAGGAAACAAAAGAGAGAACAUCAACAGAAUAACCGCGGCCACCAAAACCAUCAUCUACUUGUCAAAGCAUUACGAUGGCGCCGAGAGAGAUAUUGAGAUCCGUGGAAGCGCCGAAAACGUGGCGAGGGCUAAGGAAAUGAUUUUGGAGAGUAUCAAGGGCAUUGUUAAGCUUGAAGUUCCAAAGAGCGUACUCCCUUUCCUGAUUGGCAGAGGAGGGGUCAACGUUCGAAAGCUCACAGAGGAUACUGGAGUGCGAAUGAGAGUGUGUGAUGCUGUUGAGCAACAGGAGCAUGUCGAGAUUGUCUUGUAUGGAGCACCUGCAGAAAACAUUCAAGCCGCCAAGAAGCGAAUUGAUGAUGUGGUCGCAGCUAAGGCAUCGGCGCCGGCCGUGAGAUUGGAGAAGGAAAUUUUUGACGUUUCCAACGCCGUGGCCUCUGCCAUCAUCGGACGGGGAGGAGCUAAUAUCAAGAAGAUACAAAGUGAUACGAAUGCUAAGCUCUUCUUGCAGAACAAGCCAGGGACAGAAGACGAGGAUGGCAAUGCACAAAGAGAGAUCAUCAUUGUUGGUGACUCCAAGUCCGUGCAAGCAGCCAAGGCCGUCGUUACCGACAUCAUGAGUGACACUCAGCAAAUGAGAGAUUCUGCAGCAGAUCAUGCUCCAAAACAUGCUGUAUCACAGAGGACGCCGAAGGCCGAGCAAAGGAAGGGAGUGGAACAGUCCUACUAUCUCUAUUCUGAGGAUCAAACAGAGGCGAUCGAAUGUGAGGUUGCUAUACGCGAAAGUAUGACCACCAACCUGAGUCUCCGAUUUAACAAUUUCCUAGCAAUCAAGAAACCAAUCCCUCCACAGGAAGAUGCAUUCACGUGCCUAGAUGCGGAUGCCGAGAUUCAGCGUCUGAAGGAUCAAGGGCAUAAGAUGGACGACGAGUGGAUCGAGUACGGCAAGGAGAUUGCUGCUGCCCUCAAUUUGAAUCCGACAUUCACUUACUCCAGGAAGCGGUCUUUGUUCAGGCUUGCCAUGAAGGCCAUGAAUGCAGAAGAUCCCAUGUAUCUCGUCAGGCCAGUAAAGCUCCAGGAGUCAGAAAAAGCGGACGCAUGA
This is a messenger RNA of Guillardia theta CCMP2712, 1272 nucleotides long. RefSeq lists its product as hypothetical. The record is from RefSeq and is a predicted model, not a curated record. The coding region runs from base 1 to 1272 and encodes 423 amino acids. Gene Ontology annotation, cellular component: nucleus; cytoplasm. Lineage: Eukaryota; Cryptophyceae; Pyrenomonadales; Geminigeraceae. Gene Ontology annotation, molecular function: mRNA binding. The transcript has 8 exons. Gene Ontology annotation, biological process: regulation of gene expression.